Messenger RNA from Truncatella angustata, 501 nucleotides. RefSeq names its product RmlC-like cupin domain-containing protein. The transcript has a single exon. The record is from RefSeq and is a predicted model, not a curated record. Lineage: Eukaryota; Fungi; Ascomycota; Sordariomycetes; Amphisphaeriales; Sporocadaceae. The coding region runs from base 1 to 501 and encodes 166 amino acids.
AUGCCCUACCGCGGCCCUUCCCUCCCAUACGUACCAGACGAUCUCGUUGUCCCAGCUAUCUUAAAUCUCGAAUGCGAUGAAAGACUGUGGGUCCCGCAGGCUCCCGACGUCUGGUUUCGGCCCUUGCUAUUCUCUGUCUCGCAGGGUUAUUUUGUCAAUAUAUUGCGUGUACGAAAGUCUGGCAUACUAUCUAGACACCGACAUACCGGGCCUGUCCACGCUACUGUCCUCAAAGGUCGUUGGCAUUAUCUUGAACAUCCUUGGUGGGCCGCUGAGGGUGGCUACGCUUACGAGCCGCCCGGAGAUAUACAUACCUUGGAGGUUCCAGACGACGUCCAGGAAAUGGUGACCAUGUUUCACGUCACAGGGGCAUACAUUUACGUAGACCCAGAAGGAAAUCCCGUCGGUAUCGAGGACGUGUAUAGCAAAUUGGAAAAGGCGAAGGCACAUUAUGAAGAAGUUGGACUAGGCGCUAGUUUUGCAGAUCAAUUCAUAAGAUAG